Phyllopteryx taeniolatus (common seadragon) is the source of this 5406-nucleotide messenger RNA. It is a transcript of the gene lamp2, whose product is annotated as lysosomal-associated membrane protein 2. The record is from RefSeq and is a predicted model, not a curated record. Bases 601 to 1842 code for a protein of 413 amino acids. NCBI's taxonomy places the organism in Eukaryota, Metazoa, Chordata, Actinopteri, Syngnathiformes, Syngnathidae. Gene Ontology annotation, biological process: protein targeting to lysosome involved in chaperone-mediated autophagy; cellular response to starvation; autophagosome maturation. The transcript is spliced from 9 exons. Gene Ontology annotation, cellular component: autophagosome membrane.
CAACACUGAUGUGGAAAAGAGGUUACAGACACAGAUAUGAAUAGGUAGAUAAGGACACGCCCCUUUUUGAGCUGCGUUACGACGGCUACGCUAAGCUCGGAGUGUCAAAGUUCUUCUCCGCAUUCCGUGUGUGUGGACGGCGGAACACGAAAAGACGGCCAAAGGAUGCGAUUGCGCACUUUGCCCAAUUACAACAAGGGACCUGGGAAUAACCUCUCACCGUUCACAGCUGAAGUAAUUUAAGAGCCUUCUCCUAUUAUUUAUUGAUGGUACACGAUUUGACGUUGACCAAAAAAGUAAAGCGAUUGAGAAUUGAGCAAGUUCCGAUUUUAAAGACAAUGUGUGGACAUUGAAAUUUGUGGGAUCAUCGACCUCCCCAACAUGGCCGCCACGAAGGCACGUCUUCUCCAGUUUUCACAGCUAUGUUGACAGGGCAGUUUGCAGCCCGGGUGACACAUUCGUUGCCCACCCCCGUCACAUGACUUUUUAUGUGACUUGCAUUUCCUCAUCCAGCCGGCAGCGCGUCGGUCACCUCACGUCCGACGAUCUCCGACUGCUCGACUCUUGUUUAGUUUGACCACCGCCAAGCAGCAGGCCAUCAUGUUCCGAUAUGCCGCGUUUGCUCUCCUCCUGGCAUUUGGAUGUGUAAUGCAUCUGUCACGUGGGACAGAGGUGACAGUCAAAGACAAAGAUGACAAGUUGUGUCUUUACGCCAAUCUCUUGGUCAACUUCACCGUUUCGUACGUGACGUCAGGGAACAAGAGCGAGCUCGCCGAGUUUGAACUUCCCGCCGAAGUCGUGUCCAACGGCAGUCAAUGCGACGCCGCGAGCUCCACCUUGAAGCUCAACUUCGGAGCGGGACACUCCUGGAGCAUGAACUUCAGCGUCAGCGGGAACACGUACCAGGCGGAUUCCAUCACGUUCGCCUACAACCUCAGCGACGCCACCGUCUUCCCUAAAUCUGCAUCGACCGACACUCUCUCCGUGACUGUGAGGCCUCACAUCACCGACGUAGGCAUGGACACCUGCUACUCCUGCAAGAGCAAGGAGACCAUCCAGUCGGACUCGGUCAACCAGACCCUGUGGAACGUGCUCAUCCAGGCCUUCGUCAGCAACGGCACACACAGUGAAAACCUGACCACCUGUGCCGCCGACCUGCCCGCCACCCCCACCGCCUCUCCCACCACAGUGGCCCCGGUGACAAACACCACGGCCACCACCCUCUCGCCGACGACCUCCCCCACGCCCGCCCUCCCCACGCCCGCCACCGGGAAGUUCAGCGUCAAACCGGACAAUAACGGCACGGCCUGUCUGUUGGCAAACUUCGCCCUGCGGCUCCGCGUCAAGCAAGGCGAGAAGUAUCAAGAGAUGAACCUGGACCCCAACGUGACCAGAGCGUCCGGAUCGUGUGGCGUCAACAGCAGCGAGCUGGUGUUGGCGUCUAACGACAUGACUGUGGUGCUCACUUUCACCAAUGACACCAAAAAAUUCCGCCUACAAUCUGUGAAUGUCACCGCCAAGCUGAGUUCCGGUGUGAUCUUCUCCGAGGCGAACAGCAGCUUGAGUCUGUGGGAGGCGGCGGUGGGCAGCUCGUACAUGUGCAACAAGGAGCAGAAUUACACCAUCACCAGCCGGCUGAACAUCUUCACCUUCAACCUGCAAGUGCAGCCCUUCGCCGUGAAGAAGGGCCUCUUCAGUACAGCCCAUGAGUGUCCAUUGGACGACACCAGCAUCUUAAUCCCAAUCGUUGUCGGCGCUGCUCUGGCCGGCUUGAUUCUCAUUGUAGUGAUCGCAUACGUGAUCGGUCGAAGAAAGACCUAUGUGGGAUAUCAGACCCUUUGAGAAGCCGCUUUGCAAAUCGGCCACAAAAUGCGACGGGGUGCGCGGGGGUCCCCGCCAAGCCUGGUCCUUGGAUUCACGUGCAAUGAACUCGAUUGGCUCUCGACAAUUCAAACCCUUUCCAUUAAAGUCCGAAAUGUGUGAUGUUAUUCUGAGUGUGAAACAUGCACAAAAAGCAUUUGUGAGAGUCUUCAGGGACAAUAGUGUUGUAGUUUUUCCUCAAGGACCAAACUUGUCUGCACCCCCCGUCUUUGUGGUUUUCUGUUUUUCAUUUUUUUUUUUUUUAGGUUUUGCGAAUGAGCAAAUGCAAAAUCCACAUUUGUUAGCCCCAGUCAUUUGGAAAGAGAACAUCAGAGCGCAGACAUACAGAAGCAUCUCGAUCAAUUUGAAUAUCGUAGAAAAGUUCAAUUCAAAAUUGUAUUAGAUAGAUUCAUUAAAGCCUCAUUUUAAUUGUUUCUCUUGGUCAAUUUUGGCUUAGGUGUAAGUCUUUACUUUUUGAAUUGAGUGAGCUUCUGAAAUGAAGUUUUCCCACAAUAUUUGAAUUUAUUGAGACGCACAUGUACAACACAAAAUAGCAAAGAAAGCUGUGGGACUUCCUUAAACAACACCCUCACGAUUCUGCAUUUGCUCUGCCACCGCUCCCAUGUUGUUUCCCUUUAUGAUUUCAUGUCUUUUGCACAUUAUAUACUUUAAUUUUAUUUACUUUGAUUUUUGUAUUCUCGUCCCAAUAAUGCAGGGGUGGGGGAACUUCUUACAUCGUAUCGGCUAUGUAUGGCCUGCCAUGCAAUUCUACAAACAAAUUAACUGUUCUAAAAAGCCCCAAAACAUUGAAUCCGCAGAUGUUCAAAAUGUAUUUUCACGACCAUAAGGCGCACUUAAAAGUCUUAAAUUUAUAAUGCGGCGCGCCUUAUGUGUGCACCGAGUUCCAAAAUCUGUAAAUGUUGUCGUGUGACUUUGAUGAGCGCUCCGCUUGACUGACAUAUAGAGGAAAGGCGGACGUGACUGAGGACAGCAUGCGGACGUUAAAGGGGGAAGGGUGCGCGUGAAGGAGGACGAUAAAGCCACGCCCCCAGUAGGUACAUGGCGCCGGUAUGUGCAUUGUGCAAAGCAUCGGUUUGGCUCAGGACCCCCGAAAAUGGCACCUACGAAGAGAGACGCUUACGAAGCACAGUUUAAACUGCAAGCUAUCAGUUGCCCCCCGGCAACGAGACUGACCCCGACAAUGACGAGAGGGAACCCGGCGUGUUUGAUGGAGAACUUGCCCAGCUGUUCAUUUCGGAUACAGAAGAUGAGGACUUUGAUGGAUUUGUGGAUGAGCAUUGAUCAAAAAACAACGCGAGUACAUUGUUAAAUACUUCAAUAAAAUACAACCGAACUCACUGUUUAUAUUGUUAAAUACUUCAAUACAGGACAACCGAACUCGCUUUUGCUCCUGCUGCCUUUUUAAAAACGUACACCUUAGCGUGCAUGCAUGCUACCGUAUGUUUUAAGCUAGCGUAUUAUGUUUUACCAUGCCCGCGCCCAAUAAUACGGUGCGCCUAAUGUAUGUGUGAAAUACAGAAAUAGACCCAGUAACUGAGACUGCGCUUUUUAGUACGGUGCGCCUUAUGGUCGUGAAAAUACGGUAGUUACUUUCUAAUAAGGUUGGGGAAAAGUGUGCUCCCCACCCCUGCCAUACUUCGGUCCAUUGAAUAUUUUCUCAGUAUUCCGAUGCAAAUCCUUCUCUUGAGUGCAAAAAAAAAAAGAAGAUGGUUAAGCUCACUCAGUCCCCAACGGGCGAACUUGUGAACCACUAGGAACACAUUUAAAAGAAGCAUUAGCCCACGUUUGCCCCCGCGGAGCGGGAGAAACAUUAGAUUUUGCAAUUGUUGAAAGACAUUUUUACCCCCCCCCCCCCCCCCCCUCCCGACUUCCUCGGAAGACGUUUUGACGUGUGCGGGGAAACCAACGGCAUCACUUAACCGUCCCGCAUGUGGACACGUCACAGCGUUUUCUGUUACACUUUGCACGAUUGAGAAAAAUCAAUCUGAAGAGUCUUUUCUUCCAUAAUUGUUCUUAACACCAGGUUCUGAAAAGGGAUGAUAUUGUUUGAUUUGACAAUGUUUUCAUCUGAAUGCACUAAGAUGCUCCUUUAGCUUUUUUUUUUUUUUUUUUUUGAUUGUCUUAGGAAAUUGUGUCACAUGAUGAAUAUGUGUUGUGAUCCAGGCUCUGAAGGCUGCAGGCGCUCCGAAAUCAAUUUGGAACAUUGUCACGUGGCAUCGGUGGUCAAUGUCAAAUCCUAAUGGAAGGUACAAUAGCGCAGUAUUCUGCUUUCUGAUUGGCCAAUUCCUCUCACACUUCCUCGCGUCACUUCCUGGAUGAUUUUGGGAUUCGUGGGCGUCUUCGCGACCGCCCGGUUCGCCUUCCGCAGGUCGGCCAUGUUGAAUUGAUUAUUCCCAACAUUUUGUCACACGAGCACUGCAGCCCUGUCAGAGCCUCAGGUGAACAAUGUUUGUUUUUGGUUUUUUUCCUUUUCAAGCCAGUGUGACGCUCGUGUGUUCCGCUUUUAUAUGAUCAAGUAUUAGGGCCAUGCUGAACAGAAAGGAGUCACAUUUAUGAGAAUAACGUCGCAAAGCUUUAUUUAUCUUUAAUUUUUAAAGAAUAAAGUCAUACGUGACAAAUUGAAACGACACUCAGUAGUCUUUAAGCGGUUACCCUUGUAAUAUUGGGGAUUAUAAUAUGACUUUAUUCUCUUAAAAUUAUCCUUUUUUUUGGGUCAGAUUACAACUUUGUUCUCAAAAAAUUAGAUUUUUACAACUUCAUUUUUGUAAAUCAUGUUAGUCAUAUUACAACUAUUUUAAAAGUACACUUCCCCCCCCUCAUAUUACAACUUUAUUCUCAUAAAAUGCCAUCAUUUGUCUCAUAGUAUUAUGACUUUAUUUGCAUAAAUUACUCUUUAAUCUUGUAAAAUUAAAACAUUUUCCUUGAGUUAAAUAUUUUUCCCAUAGUGCGUAUUAUGACUACUCAUGAAAAACUCUCUAUUCUAAUUAAAUUACAGCUUUGUUCCUCAUUACAUUAUUCUCAUAAAUUACUCUCACAUUAUUAUUUUUUUUUGGUCACAUGACUUACUUGUAAACUUCCCAUUUUUUUCCCCCAUAAAUGAAGUGUAUGUGUGUGUGUGCCUCAUAAUUCUAUCACUUUAUUCUCAUUGGAUUUUUAUCUUUUCGGUGUGGCCCGAAUACACAUUUGUGUUUAUGGUUUAUUUUAAUUUUUGUCUUGCAUUUUAAAAUUUGCUCCUUAACUUUGCUUUCCCCAGGACUUUGUGUGCGUGUUUGAACAAUUGCAGCGUUGUUGUUACUCUUUUCAGCUUUGUUCUACAUGAAUCAAUAGAGAAUAGUGCCUUGCUCAGUAUUGGCUUUCAUGACUAAGCCUACAUAAGGCUUAUUAUCUCGCAUGUUCAACAAAAGGGAUUGCGUGUGCGUGCGUGCGUGUGUGUGUAAUGUUCUUGCACUGUUUUACUCUUUCAAACUGCAUCAUACAGAGUGUCUGGAGAUUUAUGGAAAUAAAAAUGUGCUGCUGUUCUGGCUA